UGUUGUAAUGUUCCAGAACAAUUUCUUGGUGAAAAUAUUAAAAACAAAAUGGAGAAUCCGAUGAAUAAGUUCCAAGGUCCGAGCUAAACUAAGCUACAAAGUUGUCUAUUUUCUCGCCGAUUAUCUUGCCCUAUCCAUGUCUCACAAGCCUCUAGAUUCACGGCACUCCAUAGAUUCAUGUGCCUUCCAACUCCAUAGGUGGAGACCCUUUCAUCUUCCACAGACCACACCCACCAAAACCCACGAACCCCCGGUUCCCACUGCCAACCCCAGACCCUACUGCUCCUCCAAUGGUGCCUACACCAAGCGCCCCUGCCUCUCCGACCGCGCCACCUCCUUCCCUAUCGACGCCGCCAUCGACAUGUCCAGGCUGAGCUUGAUCGACGACGAUAGGCCCGUCUCGGCCCGAGGAAGCUACCGAUUAAUCGCCAGAAAGCGACGCAGGCGUGGGUCGAGGUCUGUCUCUGGGCGAAGCAGCGAUCGAAGUGGAACCCGGCGGUGCUGCUCUGUCGGGGCCUCAGCGGCGUACGGAACCUGCUCGGAUUUUCCGGUGGCGGUUGCCACGGACUCUAGCGGGGAGCUGUUUGUCCACGGGGAAGCGAAUUGGUCAUCGGAUGUGAGCGAGGCGCGGAGUUCGAGACGGGAUACAGACGGCGGAAAUGGAGAGAAGGAGAAUCUGGUUUCUGGGUUUGGUCCAAUUGGGGGUUUCGAUUCCCAAGGGGUCGAAUCCGGGUACGGAAGCGAACCGGGUUACCGGGGAGAUGCGGAGUUUGGGUACGGUGAUGAGGUUGAUGAGGAAGAAGACGAUACUCGAUUGUUAUUUUGGGGCGACCAAUUUGGAGAUAGUGAUUCUAUAAUGGAGAUUGUCGGGGAGAAUACAUUUGCAGAUCAAAAAACCCAUCACAGAUGUCGAAGAAAGAAACAUGAUUGUAGAAUGGUUGAUUCAGUGAGGUAAUAAAAGAAUAUGUUGAGAAGUAUAAGAACUUUCCUACACGUUAUUUUGGUGCUUAUUUUUGUCCCCGGCACUUCACAAGCUAUCCUCUUUCAAGCUAUAGUACAGUUUUCAGUACUUUUUCCCCAAAAUUUGAAAAGAUGCGUGGAAGAAUUCCACUGUUAUUUUAGUAAUUUGGUCUGGACGUGUUAUCAUAGAAUGUCGUUAGAUUGUAAGUGUGAAACGAGUUCUUGUAAUUGUACAAGAUCUUGUUUAAGUGAAGUUCUUGCAUUGAGCAACAAAUUUAGGUUCUUGCCGUUGUCCAAGGAAGCCCCAACAUGGAAAAGGAAAAGGAAAAGGUUGGGGCCAUGAGGCACAAAAGCUUUGGAAUGUGUUUUCAUGUAUAUACGGUGUAAUAUGGUGUAUUGAUGAAUUCUUGUAAGAUGACUUGUUUUUGAGUCAACAGUUGAUGUCAAUAUUUAAUGGUUUCAUUUUGCUGUA
Messenger RNA from Humulus lupulus (European hop), 1432 nucleotides. RefSeq lists its product as uncharacterized. The transcript is spliced from 2 exons. The record is from RefSeq and is a predicted model, not a curated record. Lineage: Eukaryota; Viridiplantae; Streptophyta; Magnoliopsida; Rosales; Cannabaceae. The coding region runs from base 137 to 955 and encodes 272 amino acids.